UUUCUUCCCCCGACGGAAGACGAAGAAGAAGAAGAAGAUAACGAAACACAAAGCAUGAACGGAGCUUCGCUCUGCAAUUCCGUUUUUCUCCAUUCUCGUUUCAAUUCACCUUGCUCCAUCCCUUCGUCUGUUUAUCUGAGUCCUCCAUGUUUCACAACCUCUGCGUACAUCUCAUUUCCUCGAGCAGGCGUUACCAAAAGGAGUGAUGGGUUUCGCUCAUUCGCUGUAAGCAAACGUAGAAGCAGUAUCCAAGAUGAUGUAGAAGAAGAAGAGGAGGAUGAUGAUGAUGAAGAUUGGGAUGAGUUUGAAGUAGAAGCUGAAGGAGAAGGAGAAGGAGAGGAAGACGAAGGAGAGUUCUUGCCGAUGGAGAAGAUGAAGCGAUGGCUAGAGAAGAAGCCUCGCGGGUUCGGUGUCGGCAAAAAGUACGAGACUUUAAUAGAAGACAAGCUCCUCGAGGAGAUUGAGCAGAGCUGGAAAGCUCAAGCUGCUAAUCUCAACAAGCUCAAGAACAACGAUCCUCUCAAGCCUCAACAUAAUCUCAUCAAAGGUGAAACUCAAAGUGGGUUCCGUGUUCGUGUGACUAAUCUUCCUAAGAAGAAGAAUGUUCAUAGGGAUCUCAAGGCUGCUUUUAAAGAAGUGAGUGGGGUUUUGAAUAUAGAGCCGGCUGUGUCUGGUAAUAAGAAGACUAAAGAUCCUGUCUGUAAAGGGUUUGCUCUUGUUGAUUUCAGAAGCGAGGUUGAUGCAAACAGGUUUGUGGAGCAGUUCAAUGGAGAGAGAUUGUCAUUUGGGAAGGUUGUUAAGCAGAUAAAGUGUCAGGUUGUGGAGGUUUCUUCGAACCAAUCAGUUUCUGAGGAAUUACGCUCGGAUACAGUCUUUGAGGAGCUUCCUUUCCCUGACUUUGAAGCAGUUUCUAGUGUUGGUGUUGUUGAAGAAGAUACUUUUGUGGAUUCAUGGGAAGAAGAAUCAUCAGAUGAUUCAGACAAAGAAGGAGAUGAAACAGAAGUGGAAGAAGAAGAGAAUCUUAUCUCUAGUAGCAUAGAACCUCCCAAAGAACGUGAGUCUAAAACCAAUGUAAAGUCUCAGAAACAAGUUAUGAAGCGAGAGACUAGAGAACACGAGGUGUUAGAGACACCUUUAGUUUCGUUCCAGGCGGUGAGUAAACCCAAGGAAGCACGUGUGGAUAAUGAUGAUGAACAUGGUAGGUCUGAUGAAGAAGAAGUUGCUGAAGAGAAUCUUGAACCUCUGAAAAGUUCAGUGUCGUCCUCAGAUGAGGAAAGGAUUGAUAGAAUCCGUAGGUUGGAGCUGAAGCUUCUAGGUAGAGAAAAGCUUUUGGGUGGUGGAGCUGACUCUGAUAAACCUGAAGCAAAAACUGGUGGUAGAGUGGAAGGAGAGACGAAGAAGAAGAAGAAGAAAAAAGUUCUUGUGAAAGGGAAGAAGUCCUCAACCAUAGAGAUUCCUGGAUCUUCAAAGAGGUUAAAGAUGAAGGAGAAGGCUCUGUUAACUGGGGUCUUAGUCAAGUAUGCGGCAAAAGUUGCUUCAACCUCAAAUGAUGAAUGAUCAUUAGGAGAGUGAAUCUUUUAAGUGUUUAGUCUGUCUCAUCAUUUCUUAUUUUGACGUUUCAAUUCAUGGAUAUUGCUUAGGAACAUGCUCAAGCAAACUUGGGUACAUAUCUCUAUGGUUUAGAAUCCUUUUGGACCCUUGUCUCUUAUGUGGUUUGUGCUUUAUUAUAGAUAUGUUGGAAGUUAAGUGAAGCAAGUGUGGGUUAAAAACAGAAACUGAGAGAUACAUGUGGGUUUGUUGUUCCUUAUCAGUUAUCACAUACAAAAUUUAAAC
Brassica rapa (field mustard) is the source of this 1833-nucleotide messenger RNA. Its product is annotated as protein DEK. Gene Ontology annotation, molecular function: RNA binding. NCBI's taxonomy places the organism in Eukaryota, Viridiplantae, Streptophyta, Magnoliopsida, Brassicales, Brassicaceae. The record is from RefSeq and is a predicted model, not a curated record.